UCAGAUCCUCCGCUCGGUGCUCGGCUGCUCCGGCCUGUGCGGCUUGUUUUCAUGAGCAGCAGGGCUACAGCUAACGGCUCACUGCGGGGGUCCGACAACUAAAGGUGAGGCUAGCCUCCCUGCCCCGCCCUGCAUUGCCAUGGAUGCCUGUGCCAGGAUCAAAGGAGUUCCACUCAAAAACCGUGCCAUCAGGAAAGAGACUGUACAUGAGAACUCAGCUCUGUCCUUAAGAAGCCUAUUGAAGAACAGAAAGGAGCUGAGCAAUGUGGUGCCAGAACUGCACACUAGAGAAUCUCAGUUUCUGCCAGAGAUACAUUUUGUAUACUUACCUAGUCAUGCUGAGGGUGAGGAUUUCACACUACAGGCUUUGGCCUCUCUAUCUGCUGAGUUGAUGGAGCUGCUCAGAUCACUGCAUGUGCACACUCUGAAGGAUGAAGAAGUGCUGCUCCUCAAGGACCCCAAACGGCCUUUUGACAGGAAAGAAGGCAUUGUACCGGUUGGCUUAUCCAGAGCAAUGUGUAUACUGAGACAUGGAGGCUCUCCACAAAUCAGCACAAUGCUGGGGCUACUGACACGCUAUACAGCAGGAAUCAGAUAUGCCCUGGAGUUGCAGUCUCUGCAGAGGGGCGUAUCGGAGGCGUGUCAAGCUGAAGAUGAUGACACUAACCAGUCUGUCUCGUCUAUUGAGGAGGACUUUGUUACGGCUUUCGAACAUCUUGAGGAAGAUGAGACAGCUUCAUUUAAUAAGCGGAAUCAGAGGGAUGUGGCUUCUCAAACCCUUCCUCCUCAUUUUAAAGAUCUAUCUGGCUCCCGUGUCAUCAUUAGUUCCAUCUCCAAGAAGUCAGUGAACAAAGAAAAGUCAGCUUUUACCUUGUCAGGAGCAAAGCAGAAGGCACAAGCAUCAUUAACUGGAAGUGCAGAGGGUCAGUGGAGCCUAACGACACCAAGUAGCCCACCAAAAGGACGAGUUACCUGUACAUCUCUCACAGAAUCAGAUGAAUCGGACUGCUCUAGUCCAAGCCCGAUUAUUUUUUUGGACGAAGUUGGUUAUCAGAAAAGUCUAAAGGCGAAACUAGACAUUCCCAAAAUCCCUGUUCUCAAAGAUGGAGUAGAAGACUCUGACUCUGAGGUUAGUGAGUUUUUUGAUAGUUUUGAUCAGUUUGAUGACCUGGAUCAGCCUCUCGAUUCCAGCGUGAAGAUUCCAAAAGAACAGGCCUUGUUUUCCCAGAAAAAGAAGCUGUCUGACUCCUCUGUUAGUAAAUAUGCUUCAAAGUCUGGCUCAACUACAGCAAUGAACCCUCACAAGUUUGACCACAGGACUCUCCCAGCCAAUGUCAAGAAACCCACUCCACUUAAACCAGGGUCACCAUACAGUUUACACUCUGAUGCCCCAGAUUCUCCACGGCCAACAAGGACAUCCUGUGAGGAAAGUGCGGGACUUUUCAGCCCAGUUCGCUCGUCAGCUUUCAGUCCCCUGGGAGAAGGAGGAGCUUUGGAGUGUUUCUGGAAAGUAGAUGGGGAUGCUUUGGAGUUACGCAAACCACAGGAUCUUUGUUCACUAUAUAAAACCUAUUCAGACUUUGCAAACAAUCUGUCAAAGGAAAUACUCGGAACUGUCUGCGGAUACUCUUCUCCCAUUGACAUUAACAUCAAUAAGAACUUGACUUGUGUCUGUCAUAAAGAGUUCAAAAACACUAACGGACAUCUUAUGAAGCUAUCAGACAUCCAAGAGACAGUCACCAUUGCCAAAUCACAGUCACAGUCUUUGAAAGACGGGAUCCAGAAGUUUGCCACAGACUUGGUUGAAAUGAGCAUUGGGAGUGCCUUACGAGAUUUACAGAAAGGAGUUUCUUCCUGCACUACAACGCUUUGCCAUUUAGCUGCAAGGCUAACCUCUUCAGUGUUUCAGAUGGCCUUCCAGGAAAUAGGGAUGCGCCAUGCGUAUGUUCUCAAAGAGCGUGCCAUAAAUGGACUGGCCAGUUUCCUUGUUGGGGAAGCAGUAUCUGGCGCUCUGAAAGAGUUCUUGUUCGUGAAAAAGCAGAUUUUCAACAACACUGUAACCCGAUUUGCAAGUGAUCUGGCAGAGGAACUAGUAUUUGAGAGCAUUAUGGAAGUUUGCCAGUUUUCGCAUCCUUCUACGCCUCUUACCCCAAGGGACUGGUCUUUUGAGCAAGAAGAGGAAGUGGUUUGCUCAUAUGCUUCAGACCUUUCAGAGUCAGUUCUCCAAGAGGCCUUUAUAGAACUGUCUCAAGCAGACGUGACUUUCACAACACAGGCUGCUAUAAGUGUGUCACUGGACAAUAUCUGCUACGUCAAUGCUGAAGACUCAUCCCAGACUAUGAAGAUCUGCAAUGCCCGAACGAGUUAUCAGGAACCGCAGCCACCUGCACAGCCUGGGAGCCAAGAGGAAGAUAGCUGCACUGUGAAGAAAGCUUUGUACUGUGUGUCUGGAAUGGCCAGCUGUGUUCCAGUUCCAGCAGCUGGUAAAGCUAUCUCCUACCUGCAAAGUCCAGAGGAAACAUGCCAUUAUAAGUCCAGCAUUAGUCACACAUGCCAGACAAGCCCCAAAAGAAGCAUUUGUUCUCAAGGGAGAGCGAUGACGUCCACUUCAGCCACAUCUACUGCAACACUAUCUGAAUCAGUGCCAGGCAUUUCCAAAAUUCGCAAUGCCUGUGGUAACUGUGUAAAUGCAUCCCCUGGAACUGCCUCCCCUGGGAAAACUCCAGCUGAAAGAAGUUGUCACAAUUUUUCAGGUGCUCUGGUUGACACAAUAGUGGGCGAAGCAUUUGAUAUCAUGACCGCAAGCAAAAUGAAGAAGAAAGUGGAAGACUGUGCUGAUUUUUUGAGUAAAACAAUAGGGGGUAGAAUGGCCACUUCAGGUAGUGGUGUGGCAAAGUCCCAAGACGUGGCGUGCCAGAGUUCACCACCUUAUGACUUGCGUGUGCCUCAGAAAGUCUUAUCAUUUGUUGGUAAAGGAAGUGUGGCAGAGUCAUCAUCCUUCUGUCCCACGCAAUCUCACUUGACAUUAGCAUCAAAGACCACAGAUAAAGCCAACUGUGAGUCUGCCUCAAGAAGUUUACGUUCAGCCAGCAAAUUCCCUGCAGAUGUCCACUCUGUUAUUAUAAAAGAUACUUUGGAAGUGCCAAGUUUUGAAGUGAACGUCCGUGGCAGCCGAAAAGUUGUGACGGAGGAGAUGCUAAGCAGCAACUCUGGCGCAAAAUCCAACGGAAGCCCAGGCACUCCUCCAUCGACUCCGCAGCAACCAUCUGACAUCUCUAGUGAGAAACAGAUCAAACAGUUCUCUAAGAAGCUCAAGAGUAAGCUUGCAAAGGAAUUCUCCCCUGCAACACCUCCACCCACUCCACAUUACCAGCCCACUGAAGGCCACAAGGAGGAGGGCUCUGAUUCAGACAAAGCUGAAUUCAUGCUAAAGCUCAUGAGGUCUCUUUCUGAAGAAGCUGUUAAUAAUGAAGACGAAGAUGAAGACCAGGAAGAUGGGCUUAACUCUGCAGAUCAGAAUGCAGAACCAACUCCAAGUCCAGGAAACCGAGUCAUUGAGAGAGGAGCUCUGCAUUACGCUGAACGUUUGGCAUGCCAUAUUAUAUCCAUGGCAACUGAGAUGGACACUAUAAGCUUCGGCGAUGGUGGACGGAAGCAGGAGAAAGACGGAGGCAAGGGCAGUGUUGUUUUGCACAGUGCACAGUUCUCAGAACAGACCUUGAAUUCCCUGUGGACCUAUGCUGGUGAUAUUGCUGGGGAGGUUAUCAAUGAUGUCAAGAGGAUGGUAAGUUCCAGCCAUUGCCGCCACAAAACAGCUAAACGAUCUAGUAAGGCAGAUCCCAACCGUCAGAGUGGUGACCAGAAUGUGGAGACCCAAAACCGCUUGUCUGGCAUGGCUAAUCAGUGGUCAAAUGACCUCCUUGCACCAGUCCUCAACCCUCAGAGAGUCCCGUCAGGUGGAAUGUCAUCUGAGUACCCAAGCUGUGAAAGUGUUACGGAUGAGUAUGCAGGAUACGUUAUCAAGGUCCUAAAGAAAGAAGGGGGAAAUCGGGAGCUCAUCUUGGAUCAGUACGCUAGUCGAUUGGCAUAUCGAUCAAUCAAAUCAGGCCUGGCGCAUGCUGCACGCAAAAUAAAGCAGAGGUCUCCUUUAAGGCUUCACUCAUCUCGCCGUUUACACCACGACGGCAGCCACAACAACUGUAGGGUUCCGCCAUCUGAGUUGUCUCCUUCAGUCCUUACUCCCCAAGUGAAAGAAGGAGGCUCUUCAAGUGAAUCCAUGUUGUGUGUUUGUCAAGAUGGGGAAGACAUGAGCAGGAAUGAUUACAUGGAACUUGUGAAUUUUGCAGAGUCCCUGGCGUACAAUAUUACAUGUGAUGUUACAAGAAAACUAAGAAUGUCAUCGGUUAAGCUUCCCAAAUCUCUCACUGACUCAUGUCUCUACAGGAAGUCAAAUGCUGAAGACACAGCAGAAAAUGUAAUAAAAACGACAUUUUCAUGCUCACUGUUGCCAUACACAGAGAAAAACAGACAGUACCACAGCACCGGCAGCUUAGAUGAUGGAAAUUACAACAACGGUGUUAUGCAAGUAAUCGAGCAUUAUGCCAAGAAGAUCGUUGAUGACACUCUAGAGGUGACUCUGGGACAUUCUGGUCACCAGACAGCAGAAGAAAGAAGGACUUUAGAGCUGAAUUCUUUUACAGAGAAGUUGACAGAAGCCUAUAAAGCCUGUCGAUACUGUCAAGCCAGAGAUUGCCCGUUUUGCAGCAGGGAUGGACAUCUCAAGUACCAGGGAUUGCACAGUAGGAUGCGUCAAGACUCUGAAGGAAUGGCGGGUCUUGAAAUUCCCAAAAUUCACAUCGAUUUGGACAAGAGAGCAGUGUUUGCAGAAGAAAUGGUGUCUGCUGCAAUUGAGAAGGCCAAGAAGGAACUGAGCAGCACCAGCUUAAAUGCAGACAGUGGGAUUGGUCACGAUGGUGCAAGCUUUGCAGAAAGUAUUACCACAGAGAUCAUGACGUCUGCCAUGUCCAACGUCUGCCAAACCAUAAAUCUGAGUUCUCCUGGGAGAGAGAGUGUGACCGAGUCAACGGUCAGUCAGCAGCUCAAUCUGAGUGUGGGAGACGACAGUCUUGGCAGCUGGUCUAAUUUGAGCUUUGAAGAAGACCAUCCAGAUGAAAGUAGUAGCUUCCACCACCUAAGUGACAGCAGUAAUGGGAACAGCAGUAGCUGGAGCAGUCUGGGGUUAGAGGGCGAGGUUUAUGAAGAGCAUUUGUCCUUCUCCCCAUCAGACAGUGACUGCACAGAGGAGAAGGAGACGGAGGCCAAGAACAACUUGGGUGGGACGGUGCGAGCGGAGAGGGGCCUUGCUCAAGCGGAAAGGGCUGUGUUGGUGGUCAGUACAGAUGUGUGGGGCCAGGCCCCAGAUCCCCAGCUGAGAGCAGUGCUUCAGUGGAUGGCGGCAUCCAUCGCUGAGCUGCCAGUCAUUCAGCUUAAUCUGCAAUCGGAAGCAGAGCUGCAGCAGUUCCUGACUGUAGUGCAGUGUCUGAGAGAGCGAGAGUGGCGGGUCGGGGAGCUCCUGCAGGCCCUGCUCAGAUACUACGAGGAGAGCCCGUACCAGGAAGAACCGGGGGCCGUGGACACCGCGCGCGGCCACAGGACCCUGUUCCAGUGGCUUCUAGAACACGCGUAGACCACCAACACCUACCUGUUGCUUACACUAGCAAUCGACACUCCAAUAGCGAGCGCUAACAGCACUGUUUUAAAGGUGAAGAUUCCUGUCACUUCACAGUGAUGUGCAAUGUACCUGCCAAACGUAGAGGCCUAGCCAGUUGAAUGUGUCUAUCUGUGUGUGUGUGUUAUGUAUUGGUAGUGCACCCGCCACCACUCUGAGGGGAGGGGGCACCACAGAAAAGGCUGACGUAAUCUCUGGGAGACUUGUUGUGUGUGUGUGUAUGUAUGCGUGCGUGUGUGUUUGUGUGUGUGUGUCGCAUGCUGUGACUGAAGGUGUUUUAUUUCUUUAUUUCUUUUUUGUUUCCACUUGUCACUUUUCUUUGAAAUUAGACUGCAUAUCACACACACAUGUAAUAUGCUAUCAUUUGCACCUUUCCUUUGUUGUGUUUUGCUUUCACGCCCUAACCGAGUGUUACAGCGAAAGACAGAGGGCUUUGUGGCUGUGUUGUUCUCUGUAAGGGAAUCCCCACAGCUGAAGGGAAGAAUCAGUCACUGUCAUACCUUUCCUCUGUGGGGAUGUAGCCACAUGUCACAGGGACCAUCCUAACAAACCACUCCCAGAACUAAAAAAAAAAAAAAAAAAAAACACUUCCAUCUAUCCUAUCUAUCUGUAUUUACUGUCAUUAUGGACUUGUGCCGUGUGCCAACUGACAGCCAAAUGAACCAGGUAACAUUAUAGUGGUUAGCAAUUAAAGACCAAUUAUUCAAUUAUAACAGUAUAAUAGCACAUAUUUCCCCACACAGCCUCAAUACCAGUAUCUGUGGUUUCCAAAUAGCUUUCCAGUGACAUGCCUCAUGGUAAAUAUUUUGACAGAUUAAAAAUAGUUCCUGUUAAACGAAUCCAUCAACAGAUUUUAUUACUAUUUUCAUCCCACUCCGAACCCUCCCUUCCUUUCUUUUCUUUUUUUUUUUAGUUUGUUAUUUCCGAAUGGCACUGGAGUUUGUUAAAAGAUCCUAAAGCCUAACUUUAGAGAUAAAGCAGCACAUAUGUAAAUAUAUUUUUGUAUGACUGAAAAGGUAACCUGUAAGUUGUUUACACCCUAACGGUCCACACCCUCUCCUCUGAAGGAUACUUCAUAACAGGUUAAGGUAUAUUUGAGUGUUCUCAGAAUGUGUUUGAUCCACUGUUGCCAAAAAUGUACCAGUAAUCACACAGUUCACGUCAUUAUUUUUUUAAGCGUCCGUCCAGGUUAGGUAAAUAAGUGAAGUAUCAGUAACUAGUACAUUCAUGAUAAGCUGCUAAACAGGCAAACCUGCACAGUAGAACGAAGCAGACUUAAAAACAGUAUGUUAGGCAGUGGGUGGAGUUUGCAAAACUGAACUGGGGGAUUCAUUUCUAUUUGAGUUUUUGCUCACUGGUAUUUACUAGGGCUUUACAUUAUAGAAAAAAAUAACAUUUCAACAAAAAUCACCAGAAGUAAACGGUCCAACAUUUCCUGAUGUUAAUAUCAGAUUUUAGUAGACAGGAGUAAAUUAAAUAAAUUUUUACAGAUAUAAUCUGUCUGGUAGAUAUGUGAGAAAUAAUAAAUAUUCAAUAUAUUGUGCAGCCCUAAUAUAAACUAAUAGCCGCUUUUCCACUGCAUGGUACCUACUAGGAGUGGGCGAUAUGGCCCUA
Molecule: messenger RNA, 7342 nt
Organism: Astyanax mexicanus (Mexican tetra)
Lineage: Eukaryota; Metazoa; Chordata; Actinopteri; Characiformes; Acestrorhamphidae
Gene: akap11
Product: A kinase (PRKA) anchor protein 11
Exons: 12
Coding region: 140-5686 (1848 amino acids)
Biological process (GO): intracellular protein localization
Cellular component (GO): cytoplasm
Molecular function (GO): protein kinase A binding
Source: RefSeq, a predicted model, not a curated record